AUGGAUGAUAGCAGUCAAGAGGCACAAUCUUUCCCACGCCCGGCCAGAGUUAGUACCGGCACCCGCAAUGGUGCCUGGAGCAGGCACAAUCUCCUAAGUCUAGAUGGAGGCGGAAUACGAGGGUAUUGGACACUUCUUGUGCUAGGGAGACUGAUGGAAGCUAUAGCGCGAGAAGACGCUCGUCAGGCUGGUCGUUUGCAUCCGGGUCGGUCGGACAGCUUCUGGCCAGAUGAAUUUCCUCCAAACGUUGCACAACGCGAAGGCCGACCAGUACCCUACCAGCAGCUCUCUGCUACCCAGAAGUACCUACCUUGCCACUAUUUUGACUUUAUGUGCGGUUUGCUAACGUGCGCUAGUCUUAUUGCAAUCAUGCUGGGGAGACUUCGAAUGAGCGUCGCAGAUUGUAUGAAAGAGUACGAGGAUCUCAGUCACCAGAUAUUUGGCCAUCCGCGAUGGUGCUCCCAGCGCAAUCUAGGCUUCGUACCCUGGUCGAAAUACGAUGCGAAUUCUAUGAAAAAAGUCUUCAAAGAUGUUACGCGGCGACGUUGCGAGAGAUCUGCCUUCAACCGAAAUGGCUUCAGGGAACCGUUUUUCCCCACAUUGCAAGACACAUGUAACGUGUUCGUAGCCCCUGACUUUCCUCAACCGAGUUCUGCCACGACAAAUGAUGUGGGAAUUGAUCCAGAGAGCCUCUAUAUUCUCCGAUCCUACAAUAAUCUCAACAGGCUAUCACUGGGGAGUCGUUAUCUUAAUUACGGCCCGGCAGAGGAAAUGAAACUAUGGCAGGUGGCCCGGGCUGCCACGGCUGCACCAAUGUACUUUGACGAGUUCAAGAUAUGCUUAGGCGAAGGCAAUUCAAGAGAGAGAAUCUACUUCUCCGAUGGCGGCUUCGGGGACACCAACAACCCUACAGAAGUUGGAAUGAUGGAAGUUGAAGCACUCUAUGGGCGUGACUGCUUCAGCGCAAUCGUCAGUAUUGGAACUGCGAGAGCAAAUGACAAGGGCGAGGGCAGAGGAAUACUUCGAAGAGUGAGACACAUUGCAGCUGUAGCCACUGAUCCUCGCAUAGUCGCACGAUCGCUGGAAACUCGGAGGUUGGAGAACUUGUGGCGGUUCAACGACGAAAUAGGCCUGGACAUAGAGUUGGACGACUGGAAGCCAAACGGCUGGACAACGAAGCAUCCGGGCCAUAAAACUCUACGGAAGAUCCAGGAUGGCUUCUAUCGCUGGGCAGCUCAGCUUGAAAACAUUGAUAAUAUCGAGAGCUGUGCGCGCCAUCUUGUCGAGAUCCGUCGAAGCCGCAUGGCAGACAGGUCUCGCUGGCAACGCUUCUCGCUAGCAGCUUCCCAAUACCAGUGCGAGGAUGUCGAUUGCCACGAAACCACAUAUGAAACACUCGACUUGUUCAACCAGCAUUGGAACAGUUUCCAUCGCGAAGAACCAGAUGCAGAUGCGCUCAGACAGCCGAGGUAUAAAAAAUGGGAGUAUUAG
Exserohilum turcica Et28A is the source of this 1491-nucleotide messenger RNA. RefSeq lists its product as uncharacterized. The record is from RefSeq and is a predicted model, not a curated record. Gene Ontology annotation, cellular component: membrane. Gene Ontology annotation, biological process: arachidonate metabolic process. The transcript is spliced from 4 exons. NCBI's taxonomy places the organism in Eukaryota, Fungi, Ascomycota, Dothideomycetes, Pleosporales, Pleosporaceae. The coding region runs from base 1 to 1491 and encodes 496 amino acids.